CUCCGCCCCGCCCCGCCCCGCCGCGGCGGUGCCUGCCCGGGCUCGGCGCGCGGCGCUCGGGGCUCGGCGCGCGCAGGGGGAGCGCCCGCCGCUGCCGCCGCCGCCGCCUGGCCCCGCCCGGCACCCGUACCCGCGCCGCCGCCGCUGCCGCCGCCACCGGCCGCACCAUGAUGAAGUUUCGGUUCCGGCGGCAGGGCACCGACCCGCACCGCGACCGCCUCCGGCACGACCUCUUCGCCUUCAGCAAGACGGUGGAGCAUGGCUUCCCCAACCAGCCGAGCUCGCUGGCCUUCGACCCCAAGCUGAGGAUCAUGGCCAUCGGCACCAAGUCGGGAGCGGUGAAGGUCUACGGCGCGCCGGGGGUGGAGUUCACGGGCUUGCACAAGGAGACGGCCACCGUCACGCAGCUGCACUUCCUCCCCGGGCAGGGCUGGCUGCUGUCGCUGCUCGACGACAACACGCUGCACCUCUGGGAGAUCUACCAGAAGGAGGGCUGCUCCCACCUCGAGGAGACGCGCAGCUUCGGCCUGCCGGGACGCCCAGGGUUCGACAGCGCUAACUGCUCCCCCAGCAUCACCCGGGUGACGGUGAUCCUGCUGAAGUCCACCUGUGACGUGGCCUGCCUGGGCACCGAGGGCGGCGGGGUGUACUUCCUCACGCUCCCCGGCCUCGCGCUGCUGGAGGAGAAAACCCUCUUCCAGGAUGAGAUCCUGCAAAGCGUGCCUGACGACUACCGCUGCGGGAAGGCCCUGGGGCCGGUGGAGUCCAUCCAGGAGCACCCCCGGGACCCCAGCAAGCUCCUGAUCGGGUACAGCCGGGGGCUGGUGAUCAUCUGGGACCAGACCACGCGCACCGUUGAUCAUCUCUUCCUGGGGAACCAGCAACUGGAAAGCCUGGCCUGGGAGCACAGCGGCAAGACCAUCGUGAGCUCCCACAGCGACGGGGGCUACAUGGUGUGGGCGGUGAACAGCAGCUGCCAGAAGACCCAGCAGCCCGUCAUGUCCACCAUCCCGUACGGUCCGUUCCCUUGCAAAGCCAUCAACAAAAUCCUGUGGCGAACCUGUGAAUCGGGCAAUCCCUUCAUCAUCUUCAACGGCGGCAUGCCGCGGGCCAGCUACGGCGACCGGCACUGCGUCAGUGUCCUGCAGGGCCAGACCCUCGCCACGCUGGACUUCACCUCCCGCGUCAUCGACUUCUUCACUGUGCAGGGCACAGAGGUGGCUGAGGGAGGCUUCGAGAACCCGCGUGCCCUGGUGGUCCUGGUGGAGGAAGAGCUGGUGGUGAUCGACCUCCAGACUCCGGGCUGGCCCACCAUCCCGGCCCCAUACCUGGCACCUCUCCACUCCUCCGCCAUCACCUGCUCCUAUCACAUCUCCAACGUGCCCCUCAAGCUCUGGGAGAGGAUUAUCAGCGCAGGGGAGCAGCAGAGCCCCCGGCUCUCCUCCGCGAGCUGGCCCAUCAACGGAGGCAAGAACUUGGCCCAGGAGCCCACGCAGAGAGGUCUUCUCCUUACUGGGCACGAGGACGGCACGGUGCGGUUCUGGGACGCCUCGGCGGUGUCCCUCAAGCCGCUCUACAAGCUGGGCACUGCCAACAUCUUCCAGACGGACUGCGAGCACAACGACAGCCUGAACCAGGCCAGCGAGGAGGAGUGGCCGCCCUUCCGGAAGGUGGGCUGCUUUGAUCCCUACAGCGAUGACCCCCGCCUGGGCAUCCAGAAGAUCGCGCUGUGCAAGUACACGGCCAAGAUGGUGGUGGCUGGCACUGCUGGGCAGGUGCUGGUCAUGGAGCUCAGCGACGAGAAGUCGGAGCAUGCCGUCAGCGUGGCCACGGUCGACCUGCUGCAGGACCGCGAGGGCUUCACCUGGAAGGGCCACGACCGGCUGGCACCCAAGAACGGCCCCGUGGCCUUCGCCCCCGGCUUCCAGCCCAGCGUGCUGGUGCAGUGCGUGCCGCCGGCCGCCGUCACUGCCGUGACGCUUCACUCCGAGUGGAACCUCGUGGCCUUCGGCACCAGCCACGGCUUCGGCCUCUUCGACUACUACAGACGCAACCCGGUGCUGGCCAGGUGUACGCUGCACCCCAACGACUCCCUGGCCAUGGAGGGCCCCCUGUCCCGCGUGAAGUCCCUCAAGAAGUCCCUGCGGCAGUCCUUCCGCCGGAUCCGCAAGAGCAGGGUGUCGGGCAAGAAGAGGGUCAACGCCAACAGCCCGUCCAGCAAGGUGCAGGAAGCCAAUGCCCAGCUGGCUGAGCAGGCCGGGCCCCCGGAGGUGGAGAUGACACCCGUGCAGAGGCGGAUCGAGCCGCGCUCGCCGGACGACUCGCUCUCAGGGGUGGUGCGUUGCCUCUACUUCGCGGAUACCUUCCUCCGAGACGCGGCCCAUCACGGCCCCACGAUGUGGGCAGGGACCAACUCGGGCUCGGUGUUCGCCUACGCCCUGGAGGUGCCGUCGCAGGAGAAAUUCUCGGAGCGCGCGGUGGAGGCGGUGCUGGGCAAAGAGAUCCAGCUGAUGCACCGGGCGCCUGUGGUGGCCAUCGCCGUGCUGGACGGGCGGGGGAACCCGCUGCCCGAGCCCUACGAGGUCUCACGGGACUUGGCCAAAGCCCCCGACAUGCAGGGCAGCCACUCCAUGCUCAUCUCCUCGGAGGAGCAGUUCAAGGUGUUCACGCUGCCCAAGGUGAGCGCCAAGACCAAGUUCAAGCUGACGGCGCACGAGGGCUGCCGGGUGCGGAAGGUGGCCCUGGUGAGCUUUGCCAGCGCCACUUCCGAGGACUACGCGGAGAACUGCCUGGCCUGUCUCACCAACCUGGGCGACAUCCACAUCUUCACGGUGCCUGGCCUGCGGCCCCAGGUCCACUACGGCUGCAUCCGCAAGGAGGACAUCAGCGGCAUCGCCUCCUGCGUCUUCACCAAGCAUGGCCAAGGUUUCUACCUGAUCUCACCAUCCGAAUUUGAACGCUUCUCCCUGAGCACCAGGAACGUGACGGAGCCGCUGUGCUCCCUGGAGGUCUCCAGGCUCCAGGACACCUCCUGUCUCAGCAACAACUUCAUGGUGACGCCAAAGCUGCCGCAGGCGAACGGCACCCACGUCCCCCACAGCCCCGAGGCCAAUCACUCCCCCGCCGACAGUGACCGGUCCCCCGAGGAGCACCAGGCCGCCUUCUCCCCCGGCCCCGUCGACUCUCCCAACAGCAGCAUGGAGAACCCGCUGGACACCACCGGGGACAUCACCGUGGAGGAAGUGAAGGAUUUUCUGGCGUCCUCGGAGGAAGCAGAGAGGAACCUGAGGAACGCGAGCGAGGACGAGGCCCGGCCCGCGGGGAUCCUCAUCAAGUGAGGGAUCGCCGGUGCCCCAGGCCUCCCCAGCCCAUCUCAGUGCUCGGAUUCCCGGGACGCGCGACUCGACUGGACUCUCCCCAGCGCCCCUCCGCGUAACGUAGACUCGCCUCUUCUCUAACAUCCGCACUGGCCGCCGGCGCGCCCCGGCUCCGGCACGUCCCUUCCCCACGCCUCCCUCUCGGCCUCCGCCGCCGGCCCCGAUCCGCGGGGGCCGCACGCCCUCUCCGCCUCGGGGGCUUGGGCGGCCCCUCGCCGGGGGCCACGUCGCACAAACUCUUCCCGGGGAAGAUAUUUUUUUAUACGGUCGAGUGUAACUUGUCCCCUGCUCCAGAGCCCCGUUCCCAGGGGCUGCUGCUGCCCGGCUCCGCGGGGAGGGCCGGGGGCGGCGGUUGUGCCCUGCGCCCGCCGGCUGGGUUUGGCCCCUCGAGGAGGCAUGGAGCGAAGGGAGGCCGGGAGCCCUCGGGCACAGCGCCGCGGACCCUCGUCUCUGUUUACACGCCCGGCUCCCUGCAGUUUACAGCCCCGAUCCCUGGGCGCGCGCGAGGAGGCUCCGGGCUGCUGCACGGGGACCGUCCCCUCUCCUGGGGGCUGCUGCUCCCCGGGGUGGGCAUGCGCCCGAGCCCCGCGGGGGGACGGGUCUCUGCUCCGGUGCCGGGGUGCUCGAGCAGCCCGGGGAGGGCACGGCGGGGGGGGUCACAGGUGGCCUUUUUCUUAGUGGCUUCUCCAAGGGCUAUUUUCCAGGCCGGGCUCUCUGCCUGCUGCUCCUUUCCAACACUAAUUCCUGCCACGGGCAGGUUUGGGAUGGGAUCUCACUGGGUGGGUGGGGGGAGAACCGCUGGCUCCUGGCCGGUGGGGCACGGAGCCACCCUGGGGGUGGCCCGGCCCCUCUCCCUCCUCCUGCUCUGGGCUGGGGGUGUCACUGUGCCAAAUCCCUGCUGGGCUCCCCCCCCCCCCGGCUCUGUCCUUGCAGGGGAUGGCGGUGACACUGGCUCUGUCCCUCCGUGGCUCUGGGCUUAGCCUAGCGCCUGCCCCUUGCUGCAGGGACCAGUGGGACCCAUGGGACCCAGCCCCAGGCACCCAGGGCCCCUUCUGCCCCCCCGGGCUCUCUUGCGGUACGUGUGUGGCCGGGGGCCGGGGAGCGGCAGCGCUGCCCCGGGUCCCCUUGCUGCCAGCCGGGGUUGUAGUGUCCCUGGUAGAACAACCCCCACCCCCCACACACCUUGUCCCUUUUUUUUUUUUUUUUUUUUUUUUUUUUUUUUUUGGUAAGAUGAAUUUAGCAUUGUUUAGUUAUUAAAAAUACUGGUUUUUAAUAUUGAAAAUAAAGCAUUUAAUAUCA
Messenger RNA from Dromaius novaehollandiae (emu), 4676 nucleotides. It is a transcript of the gene LLGL1, whose product is annotated as LLGL scribble cell polarity complex component 1. The transcript is spliced from 23 exons. Gene Ontology annotation, molecular function: myosin II binding; GTPase activator activity. Lineage: Eukaryota; Metazoa; Chordata; Aves; Casuariiformes; Dromaiidae. Gene Ontology annotation, biological process: regulation of protein secretion; regulation of Notch signaling pathway; establishment of spindle orientation. The record is from RefSeq and is a predicted model, not a curated record. The coding region runs from base 168 to 3338 and encodes 1056 amino acids. Gene Ontology annotation, cellular component: cytoplasm; plasma membrane; cortical actin cytoskeleton.